UCCGUUGUCAAAAAAGUUGAGGUUGAGUCUCUCAAGCAUCUUUUUCCUUUUCUUGUGUCCGUUUCGCGAAAAUACCAAGUGUUAUUAGUAGUUUUAUUUAGUGAUUAUAAUGGCGUGGACGCCGCAAGAAGAAGGAUUACGGCAAAUUCUCCAGCUUUUAAAGGAAUCUCAAUCUCCCGACAACGCAAUCCAGCGAGCUGUACAACAAAAAUUGGAAGAGCUGAAUAGGUAUCCAGAUUUCAACAACUACUUGAUUUUCGUCCUAACGAACCUAACAUCUGAAGAUGAACCAACCCGUUCGCUGAGUGGAUUAAUCUUGAAAAACAACCUCAAGGCACACUACAAUACGUUUUUGCCAACUGUCACCGAUUUCAUCAAACAAGAGUGUCUGUCGGCUGUAGGUGAUCCGUCGCCUUUGAUUCGGGCCACCGUUGGUAUUCUUAUCACAACAAUAGCAUCAAAAGGAGAACUGCGAUCAUGGCCGGAACUCCUCCCUGCCCUUUGUAACAUGUUAGAUUCGCAGAACUACAAUGUUUGCGAGGGUGCUUUUGGAGCUCUGCAGAAAAUUUGUGAAGAUUCUGCGGAUGAUUUAGAUACUGAUGAGCUCAACAGACCUUUAAAUGUACUUAUUCCCAAGUUCCUUCAGUUUUUCAGACAUUCUAGCCCCAAAAUUAGGUCUCAUGCUGUGGCGUGUACAAAUCAAUUUAUCAACAGUCGCUCCCAAGCACUAAUGUUACAUAUCGAUGCUUUUCUUCAAAAUUUAUUUUGUUUGGCAUCUGAUGAUGAGGCAGAAGUACGGAAAUAUGUCUGUAGAGCUUUGGUCAUGCUGCUUGAAGUUCGGAUGGAUCGACUUCUACCGCACAUGCACAACAUCAUCGAAUACAUGCUUCAAAGAACUCAAGAUCCAGACGAAGGUGUUGCGUUAGAAGCUUGCGAGUUUUGGCUAUCUUUUGCCGAGCAUUUAAUCUGCAAAGAAGCUCUCGCUCCACACUUACCUAGACUGAUACCUGUCCUUGUAAAGGGCAUGAAAUACUCAGAAAUUGAUGUCAUUUUACUGAAAGGUGAUGUAGAAGAAGAUGAAAUGGUGCCUGACAAAGAAGAAGAUAUCAGACCUCGAUUCCACAAAUCAAGGUGUCACAUGGUCAAACACAACGCCGGCGAUGGUUUCGGGAACCCGUCGGAAAACGGUGGAAACGAAGAGGAUGAAGACGAAGAUGAUGAUAAUUUAGACGAUGAUAGUUCGCUGUCUGAUUGGAAUCUUAGGAAAUGCAGUGCUGCAGCCCUAGAUGUACUAGCUGUUGUGUUUGGUGAAGACUUAUUACCUGUAUUACUACCCAUCCUAAAAGAAACACUGUUCCAUCAAGAGUGGGAAAUCAAGGAAUCAGGAAUUCUUGCGCUAGGAGCUAUUGCUGAAGGUUGUAUGCAAGGAAUGAUCCCCCACCUAAGCGAGUUAAUACCGUACCUGAUCAAUUGUUUGUCCGACAAGAAAGCCCUCGUUAGAGCCAUUACCUGUUGGACUCUGUCUAGAUACUCGCACUGGGUCGUAAGCCAGCAGCAUGACAAUUACCUGAAACCUUUAAUGACUGAGCUUUUGAAACGGGUUCUAGAUCCUAACAAAAGGGUGCAGGAAGCUGCGUGCUCCGCUUUUGCAACACUAGAAGAAGAAGCUUGUACAGAUUUAGUUCCAUAUUUAGGGUACAUUCUGGAAACCUUAGUUUUUGCAUUUAGUAAAUACCAGCAUAAAAACUUGCUUAUUCUGUAUGAUGCCAUCGGCACCCUAGCAGACUCAGUAGGUCACCACCUCAACAAACCUGACUACAUUAAUCUGUUAAUGCCACCUUUGAUCGAGAAAUGGAAUGUUCUACAAGAUGAAGACAAGGAUCUUUUUCCUUUGCUUGAGUGUUUAUCGAGUGUCGCAACAGCGUUACAAGUUGGUUUCUUGCCUUACUGUGAACCAGUCUACAAACGCUGCGUCAGUCUGAUAGAGCAAACUCUAAACCAACACAUAGCAAAUUCUCAGAAUCCGGAACAGUUCGAAGCUCCUGACAAAGAUUUUAUGAUAGUCGCACUAGAUCUUUUAUCCGGACUCGCAGAAGGACUGGACGGACAUGUGGAAAAAUUAGUCGUGAAUUCUAAUAUAAUGCAGCUGCUAUAUCAGUGUAUGCAAGAUCCAAUGCCGGAAGUGCGACAGAGCUCUUUCGCCCUGCUCGGGGACUUAACCAAAGCGUGUUUUCAACAUGUUCACCCUUGUGUUGCUGACUUCAUUCCAAUUUUAGGCCAGAAUCUAAAUCCAGAUCUAAUAUCGGUUUGUAACAAUGCCACGUGGGCGAUAGGAGAAAUUUCUGUUAAACUAGGUGAAGAUAUGAGAUCGUAUAUUCCAAUGGUGCUGCAGCAGUUAAUCAAUAUCAUUAAUAAACAAAACACUCCCAAAACAUUACUUGAAAAUACAGCAAUUACGAUUGGUCGACUAGGGUAUGUGUGCCCCCAUGAUGUUGCACCUCUUUUGCCACAGUUUGUCCGCCAGUGGUGUUUGUCAUUGAGGAAUAUCCGAGACAAUGAAGAAAAAGAUAGCGCUUUCCGAGGAAUGUGUCAGAUGAUAACGGUCAAUCCUGCCGGUGUCGUUCAAGAUUUUAUCUUUUUCUGCGAUGCUGUUGCCUCGUGGGUCAGCCCGAAGGAGGAUCUGAAAGAAAUGUUCUCAAAGAUUUUGCAUGGAUUCAAGAACCAAGUCGGAGAAGAAAACUGGAAACGCUUCUCUGACCAGUUCCCAGCCCAGUUAUCUGAGCGGCUCUCUGUCGGUUACGGCCUAUGAGAAAUUCCUCUGGUGGUGUCAUACUGAAACGGGUGAAACUGUAUCAGGAGUGUAUCACCGAGGGCCCAAGUCUUUCGUCGAAUCCUGUUGGCAGCAGGGUAGGUAGGGAGGGGGGAGGGUAAGGCACUGCUAACACUCGCGUUCGCGUCGUAACUACUCUAUCGUGUUUUCCCGGGAAACACGUCGCGUGAAUACUCCACCUUUUUUUCUUAAUUUUAUUUUGUGAUUCGAAAGAAAAAAGGAAAAUCGUUCUCUUGCCUCGUCCUCACUGCGUCUCUCAAGAUUCAAACUCGUUAAUCACUCGCGUUUUUUUUCUUUUUUUUAUCGAAAGACCAUCGACCAAUCUCAUUUCGUGUGUAUUUUUGUCAAUUACAAAUAAAUCGCUAUGUUUCUCGCGGUAGUCUGUUGAAGUCAAGUAAUGCUCCGCGUUGUUUUUAUCGUGAUUUCUUUUUUUUUGUUAACUCUUUUUACUUAUUCAGUACCUCGGCUAUAUUUCGCGAUUAAACUAAUUAAUUUAUUUUUUUAAUUGUUUAUUGUUUGUUUAUUUUAUUUCUCUUGUUGCAAUAUUUAUUAUUUAACUAAUAUGUAAAAAAAUAAUUGAUGGCACUUGUCAAAGUGGGGACUUUAAUCUUAAGAUUAAAUUAUUUAUUAUUGUUUUUUUCCAGAUUUUAUCCUUUGUGAUUUUUUAUGUAAUAUUCGACCAUUGGAACAGUUUUCGUGCUUAAAUAUUUCGCGGUUACAUUCUUAUUUUGUCUAGGUUCUUGAGUUCUUUCUUUCUCUCUCUUUUAAAUGAAAUCUUAAAUCCAUUCGUAUAUUUUUAUACCGAAAGCCUCAUAACUCGAGUCUCGAGUUUUUCUCUGAUGAUGCCUGAGUGUAUUAUCACAACAUGAUGAAUGAUAGUUAGGUGUACUUUUAAUUUUAAAAAUAUUUACAAAUCAAUUAUGUUUAACGUGUAUGAAAUAUGUUUUUAAGUUCUGAUUUUUAUUGUUUCUCUUAUACUUGUAAUGUUAGUGAAUCUUUACAAAUCUAGUAUUUCCACUAAUCUGUGAUUUUUCUGAAUGAGAAAUAGCUAUCCAAUUUUUCCAAAAUUUCCUAGGCUUAUAUUAAGGUAGUACCUCCUCUCAGUAUGUUGUUUUUUUUACUACAUUAUGUAAUUAUCGGCCUUAGAUUCCAACCAGGUUGAGAAGGCAACUGGGUUAAGUGCAUUCCAGACUGAUAAUGAUUCAACAUCUUUGGUUAUCUUUUCCUUGCAGAUCAAAAGCUUUUGUAAAUUUUUUCUUCUCAAUUAUCUCAUUAAUCUUUGAAGUGAAUAAUCGAAAGCUUGGCUCUCAAUGUUUUUUGUAACGUUAUGAAGGUUAUGCUAGGUUUUGACAGUCUCUGGAUGUGCCUAACUCACUUGACCUUCUACAACUUCGAUAAAUUGAUUUAGUGGCUGUAGAUUCCAAUAAAUAGGGUCAGGUUCCCUAAUCUUAUGUAUGUUGAAUCACUAUCUUUAUGUUCCUGAAUAUCAUUUGACGCUUUCAUUUAUCAUCGUUCAAAACACAUUGAGUUGGAAAUCUUUCAGUCUCAGCCUGCUAUCAGAUUUACAAGCCAAGGAAUUACUAAUUUUACAAAAUUGUUGCUGAGUCAAGGAAGUCAGGUCUUCACUUUGUGAGGGUCAUAAGCAAAAAUCUUAGCUUGGAAAAAAUCCAUGCCUAGUUGAAAGAGCUUAUAAAGUUUAGCAGGACGUAUACAGGUCUUGAAAACAGGACAUUUUAUGCAAAACUGUAGAAUUUGUAACAGCUUGAAACUUGAAAUCUGAAAAAGCAUCAUCGCUGUCUACACAAUCUUAGUCUGUCUCUGGGCUCAACGGUGGAGAGAGGAAUAACUUUCAGUGCGGAAUCUCAAUUUUAUUUAAUUGAAUGAUUAAUACUGAUAGAAAAAAGGUUCACAUUCUGCCAUUAGCCAUGAAAUUAAUGCCAAAAAUUGUCCAUUUUGAGUUCUAUACUUGCUAACUGCUGAUGUGGAAAGCCAGGGAAUUUUUGAAAUUUUGGUCUCGGAAACCAGGAAAAGUCUGACAUUUUUUCUCUCCAAGUUUGUAGACACUGACACUCUGUUCAAUCACUGAAUAGCUGAGCGUAAGUCGUCGCUCCUCUGACGUAAGGGUGUAUCUCGAUUUCCAUAUGAGUUCUGUUCUCUGUAUAACUAUGCUUUCUGAGGCUCACGUGAAAAAAGAGAUGUGCCCUUGCGUCAGAGAAGCGACAAAAUUUCCCAUGAUGACGCAGCCACUAAAUCAAUCUAUUAAGACCAGUUGAAUUUUUAAAUUUUCCUUCUUUUUCUGCUGUCCGAUCUUUCAUUGAUCAAAUUGUUUUCCUCAUAAUUUUUUUUGUCACAGUUUCCAUGUGUUAAAAUUUCACCAAGGAAAGCUCUUCGAAAAAUUUUCCCCCUUGUCAAGUAAUAUCAAUCCUAAAUUGCAUAGAGGAAAAAUCGAUUCAGACUUUUUUCAGAAGUUGUAUUGACAGAACCACUUUUGACGAAAUAGCAACAAAGAAAAUUAUGUUAUUGACGUAAAAAUUUCCAGAAUAAAUUAUUAACAUUUAUGUGGUGUUGUCAAAUUUUAUAAUGGCAUAUUUUGUAUUUUUUUGUGGGAGGGGGGGAGGGCAUAAAAGUUGUCAGGGAUUAUAAAUGAAUUGGGAAAUAAUGGCUGCGAAAAUAAUAUGGCCAUCCAGACUUUCAUUUAUGAAACCCUUGAUCACUGAGGCGAUGUUUACAAAAAGUAAGAAGUGCUUUUGUAAAUUGUAUGCCUGACAAAAUGGUGGGAAAGAUUCAGAUGAAUUUUUCAUUCAUACCACUACUACGAGGAAUUGAAAUAGCUGAUUAACAUUAAACAAAUUGAAAACGCUUUUCAUUCUUUCUGUUGUGUAAAAAUGAAACCAGAUAUUGUCCCCUUUCGUAACUUGGCGUUAUUUAUGCGCACGGAAGCUACUUCUGUUCUGUUUUCUACCUUUCUUCAUUUUUUAUCUUUUUAUUUUUUAAAGGACAACGCACACAGUACCAAGAAAUUCAGCGCUGGUUACUUUUCGAUUUUUUAAACAUAAAAUAAUCAAAUUCCUCCGGAUGAUAAGCGGCGCAGUGUCUUCACACAAGAUAAAACAGUCCCACAUCUCCAGUAAAAAACUCAUGUAAGAGAGCUGAAAAAAAAAUCGCUUUCAGCCUUACUUUUCCGAAGAUUGGCACUGAAGCACAUUGUGUUCAGGGAACAUCAUAUCAAUAAUAUUGAAUUCUAACUGGUGCCGAAUUUCCUAGUAUUGUAUGCAUUAUCCUCUCUUCUCUAUUAAUUUUUUCAAUGAUACAUUUAUAUCAUAGUGAGAUGUUUCUUUUGAGUUGUAUUUUUUUUCUAUCGCCACCUUGAAACUUAAAUUUUGUAUAGAUUGAUAGUUGGGAAAUCACAAGUGAACUUUCUCUUUGUAUUAUUACUAUUAUAAUUUUCCUCACCCCUAGGUUUUUCAAUUAUUUUUUUUAAUCCCAAGAUCAAGUUCAGUUACUUUCAUCCUCAAAUACGCAGGAACUGACCUAAGUUUACAUGUACAUGAUGACUCAUUGAAUGAUGUUGAAACCUGGAAAAUUUUACAAAUUUUAAUUCCAGGCUUCUCAUUCUCUGUCUAAACUGUAAAUUUUGUCAACUUCCUAAGCUGUAUCAGUCAACAUUGAUUGAAAUCUUUGUCAACAUUUUGCCCACUUUUAUGCCUGUAAUAUUAGUGUCAUUAAUUUUACAAACCAGUGGAUUAGAUUAGUGUCCUGCAAAUAGCAGGUAGAGGAGUCGUUAAGGGAGGUGUGUGUUUCGCACUUUCUAUUUGCAUAUGAAAGCGCUGUUGGUUGCUUAUGUUGAAAUUAGAGGAGAUGGUGGUCAGUUUAGACUUGGUUGGCAAUUUUUUGGAGGGUGUUUGAUGACAUCCUGGGAUUGGAUAAGAUAAAAUUUUCAGUGUUGAGAGGCGUGAUAUAUUAUGCAGAAAAACAGAUCAAAAUUUCCUAUGACAUAGGACAGAUUUCAAUGGCUCUAGUCAAAAAAGGCGUAUCUCCAAUUGCAACAUCGCAGAUUUCAUGUCACAUUUUAUUUUUAAAAAAACGAAAACUAAUCAAUAUUAUUACUCAAAAUUUCUCCUUAAAUCUUGUUUUCGGAUGAAGAAUAUUUUUUGAGAAUUUCAGGUAAUAAUAUUCAUCAGUUUUUCCUGUAAAAAAUAAAAUGUAGCUCUCGAAACCUCGCAAUGAAGUUAAGUCUUUUUCAAUUUAAGCCUUUAAUAUAUUGAGAAAUGAAAGGGAAGUAUCUUGAGACUUAUAGUUUAUGAUCACUUUAACGAUUUUGAUUCGUCCUGAACUCGUCUUACACCCUAAAAUUUGUAACUAUUCUGUACCUCCUGUAUUUUCCUCGUUAGUUGCCAAUACUGGCAGGCAAACAUCAGACUCUUUAACUACAAAGAUAUGCGUCAUUUUAUCUUGCUCUUAAAUGUCAUCGGAAAGUCAACUUCCUGAUGACACCUCUCAUAGGAAAUUUAUGUGUACGCUGUUUUUAUAGAGGAGGUGAAUUUUGUGGAUUCUCGUACACUUUGGAAACAAUUUAAAGAUAUGACACUGCUCCAAAUGAUGAAAGCUUUUUCAGGACCGUAGCUUUUGCAUAAAUUAGAAAGUAGAAAAAAUAUAAUUUAACUUGGGAAUGCUUAAUUUUUAACCAAAGACAGGCAGUGAGCUGAAAUACCUUUUUUAUUAAACUACAUCCAGUUUUCAUAAAAUUUUAGAUCCAUUUUACUUUAUUUCAUUUUAUGUCGUUCUAGAAUUUCCCUUGAGCCAAGCUCAACAACAUUGUAUUGCUUCUCAGAAAUAGCCUGUCAUAGGAGAAGGUAACCAAAAUAAGAAAUACACUAAAACAAUUAACUAUUGACACAUAUUAUAUUAACACCCCCCCCCCCCCC
Bemisia tabaci is the source of this 7755-nucleotide messenger RNA. RefSeq names its product transportin 1 (gene Tnpo). Gene Ontology annotation, biological process: protein import into nucleus. The record is from RefSeq and is a predicted model, not a curated record. Gene Ontology annotation, molecular function: small GTPase binding. Lineage: Eukaryota; Metazoa; Arthropoda; Insecta; Hemiptera; Aleyrodidae.